Molecule: messenger RNA, 1707 nt
Organism: Symbiodinium natans
Lineage: Eukaryota; Dinophyceae; Suessiales; Symbiodiniaceae
Source: the annotation of a GenBank genome assembly
AUGGACACCUCCGGCCUAGAUGAAGAUGGCAAAGAGCCCAGCCAGCCCGAGAACAAGCAGGGACACAUGUUCACAGAAGAAGAAAUGGACAUCAACCUCUCGAUUCAGCAGGAGCACGCGGAGACUCCAGAAGAGUCUAGUAGUGACGAUGACACGCCUGGCAUGGUGCAUGUGGUGGCACGGUAUGUUGCUGGCUUACAAGCGGUUUCUCCUGACAUCAUCCGAGCCACACAUUGCCAUAAGGCCUUGCGUGGCUUGGGCAGAGCCUUGCGAGGUCGCCGCUCAGGGAACUACGACCGAAGUUUCGAAACGACCAGGAUCGACCAGUUCUGGUCCCACUCCUGGCAUGGCAGCGCAUGGCGCAAGAUAGCAACCAUGCUUAUGCUGAGUAAUGGUCUGUGGGCAAUUUGUUUUGGGAACCUGGCAGCACUCUGCAUGACCAUUUUGUUCAUCACGGGAGUGCUCCCUGGCUUCGAGCGUGUGCCAUACCUUCAAGUUGGUCGUGAAUCCUAUGCAACUGGUCCAUGGGCACUGCUUGGUGGAACAUUCAUCGCUGUCGUGACCUGCAUCACCUGGCGUUGCCGUACCAGAGUGUUUUUGGACGUGAUCUGCAUCCAUCAAGAUGAUCCGCGGAGGAAGACCGCGGCACUUGCCAGCAUAGGCGCUUUCCUCAAGCAUUCUGCUGCGCUCCAUGUGUUCUGGGACGAAACUUGGGCAGAAAGACUCUGGUGCGUGUUCGAAGCCGCAGCGUUCCUCAAGUGCCAGGCCAUGACGGGCAGCCAUGGCAACCUGAGCAUCCGACCGACGUACUUUGCAGUUUGCUCAGCUUGCGUAUUUGCUGGCACCUUUGCGGCGGAGCUGGCUGGAAUGGUCUGUUCGUACCAUGACGCUUGGAUAGCCGUCGCCAUCGUCGGGGUGCCCUACUGUGUGGGGUGCCGCCUGGCAAUCCAUUCCGUGCGCGGCUACUUCAACUCAGUUGAGACGAUGCUGACUCAGCUGUCAACCUUCGAGCUGUCGCAAGCGAAGUCGCACUGCUGUUCGGUGAAUCACCGCAGCAACAGCUCGCAGCCAAUCAUUUGCGACCGGGAGGUGACGACCAUCUGUAUUCGCAAGUGGUUUGGGUCGGUGAAGACUUUCGAAGAGUGUGUACGAUCGGAAACAUCCAAAGCCUUGGCCGAUCAAUUGGGAAGCUCAUCGUUUUCGUACUUGUGGGUGGUGCUCGUCAUGUCCCCGUCCCACUGGGCGAAAGUGGAUCAGGUAGCAGCACGUCUCCGUGCGGGCGAGUUGUAUGCAGGCGCUGUCGUAGCUGUCAUCAACACCACCUACUCGUUACUGAUAUUUCCGCUCAUCUAUCACUUCUUAUUUGCCAUUGCAUACUACGCACGCCGGCCUCGUGUCAGCUGCCUCGCCGAUGAGUUGAUCAACCUCGCCGUGCUCGUUGCGGUUGCUCCUGUAGCCAUUGUGUUCAUCAUCUUGCAAAGCUUGUGCGUGAGUUCCUUCGAGCCGCUGGUGGGCUCCAUUGCGUUUUUCCUGCUGUCUUUGGUGUUGGUGUCAGUUUCUUGGCGAUGCUCCAGCUUCACUCUCAUGCCAGCCCCCAGAGCCCCGAUGGCAUGCAUUGCACCGACAUCACUCGGCACUCGCCACUCGAUUGCCCAGUCACUGAGUGAAAUGGACAGGUCGUCAUCUGCCGCACAAGGACGAGACUAG